Molecule: messenger RNA, 624 nt
Organism: Talaromyces proteolyticus
Lineage: Eukaryota; Fungi; Ascomycota; Eurotiomycetes; Eurotiales; Trichocomaceae
Exons: 2
Coding region: 1-624 (207 amino acids)
Source: RefSeq, a predicted model, not a curated record
AUGGUCACUUGCAUUAUAUGUGGUUACGGCGUCGGCAACUUCAAUCCAGGUCAUAAUCAUGCCCGGAGUAUCUUUUCGGCGAAUAAGAAAUGGGUAAAAUACCGCAACGGCCCUGGAUAUCACUUCCUAAACGCAGACGAAGUCGAGAAAACGUAUUUUGACAAUGAAUAUUUUCGGUGGAAGGGAUUUUAUCGUUUGAUCAUGUACAAUCCACUUCAGAGCAAAUACUGGCUUUCAGGCAUCGGCCAGCAUACCAGCGAUCUUCAUUCUAUAGGCGAGUUUCCUGCGCCUACGGAUUACAACAAGGCGUUUAUUGGAAUUCCGCCUCAAGGCACUGCAGGCCUUACUCCCUUUUAUGAUGCGAAAUCGUUUGAUUGCUUAGGGCUCCCAGUCAUUGUACAUAUGAGAUGCUGGAAUCUGGCGCAAUGGGUCCUGGGCUCUACGCUAGAGAUAAAUCUAGAGCUAUUCGUGGCCAUUACCUUGAAGAAUGUUAGAAAUUUAACGCUUCGAAAAGACGCUGCUGGGGUUCGCUCUUCAUUGCCACAUACGAACUGUAAGAUAAUCGAUGCAAUGGGAAAAUUGCCGGUUGAGCUAACAACUUCCAAAAUAAGCAAUGAAUUUUGA